This is a messenger RNA of Tetranychus urticae (two-spotted spider mite), 798 nucleotides long. RefSeq lists its product as uncharacterized. The record is from RefSeq and is a predicted model, not a curated record. Lineage: Eukaryota; Metazoa; Arthropoda; Arachnida; Trombidiformes; Tetranychidae.
CUAUCUUUACUGACAAUGUGAGAUGUAACCAGGUAGAGAAAUUAAAAACGCCCAGUAUUUUAUCAUUAAUUUUAUAAUGAUGUAGAUCUGUAUUCAAGUGAAUUGCGAAUAUACUUUUGUAGUUGUUCAUUCAACAUUUUAUAUUUUUGCAAUCUGUUCAAAAGCUGCACAUCAUCUUUUAAAUGUCUCAGGCUUCUGAUUUCGCUUCGGCUUUACGAUUUCUUUUAUCGUCAUUGGAAAGACAGACAUCCAAGGUGCCUAUCGGACUUUUAAUUCGAUAUUGGGAAUGGAUGACUGAGACCAAGUUUCCCGGUAAAGAGGGAGGAUUGGGUGAAGUGUACAAUGUUUUGAAAGGUGUCGACGGGAUAACGAUAUACGAUCAUUUCUUUGUAACUACACGAAGUGAAAAUGAUGGUACUUCUACGGAUGACAUUGAUAUAAGAAUGCUAAGACUGAGUAUCAAUCAAAUGGAAUAUUUUGGUAAAUAUCGUUAAAUAAAAAAUUCAAGUACAUUUGCUUUUUUUGUGUGACAAAUCAACGGAUUUGCAAAUUGUAUUUCACAAAUGAAGUUUAUGUGGCCAUGAUGAAUUAAAUCGAAUUCAUUUUGAGUAAUAGCAUUCAAUUUUUUUUAUACCGCUAAAUGUUAUUUUGAAUUUUACUAUCCAGACAAUACUUAAACCACUUCAAUUUAAGAUUUUGUAGAUUUACUCAGACAACCUUCUAGAUUACAUGUAAUAUUAAAUACAAUCAAUUACAAAAAAGUUCCUAUUGCCAAUAAAAGCCAAUUAUCUGCGUUAA